CUGACGCACUCUUAAGUGCAUUGUCUUUUUAAGUAGAUCAGGAAGUUGAGAUAGAAGCUGUGCCCCAGGCUCUCUGUAUCUAUCUCCCUCUGUGUCCGUACCCUGCCCUGGAGAAGAAGAGGUUCUGAACCAUGGAUAACCUCAGUAAAUCAAACACCACCUUUGCACUCAACCUAUUCAAAAAGCUGAGUGAAAAUGCCAGUUCACAGAACUUAUUCUUUUCUCCUUUGAGUAUCUCCUCUGCUUUGUCCAUGGUUUUUUUGGGUGCAAAAGGCAACACUGCAGCCCAGAUGGCAAAGGUGCUUGCUUUGGACAAAGCUGAAGAGAUUCAUGGUGGAUACCAGUCACUUAUUUCUGAAAUUAACAAACCAGGCACUAAUUAUGUGCUUAGGAUUGCCAACCGGCUCUAUGGGGAAAAGACGUUUACAUUUCUUGCAACAUUUAUAGACUCCUGCCAGAAAUUCUACCAUGCAGAGCUGAAACAACUUGACUUCUCUAGAGCUGCAGAAGAUUCCAGAAAAUACAUAAAUGCCUGGGUAGAAGAAAAAACGGAAGGUAAAAUCCAGAAUCUGUUGGCUCAGGGUGUUGUUGAUUCAAUGACCAGACUAGUCUUGGUGAACGCCAUCUACUUCAAAGGCAACUGGGCAACCCCAUUCAACAAGGGUCGCACAGUGGAAAGGCAAUUUAAAAUUAACAAGAAUGAGAGCAAACCAGUGCAGAUGAUGUUCAAGACAGCUAAGUUUAACAUGAGAUACAUAGGAGAGUUUCAAACCAAAAUCCUUGACCUCCCUUAUAUUGAUAACGAGACUAGUAUGAUCAUCCUGCUUCCUGAUGAAAUCCAAGAUAAUUCCACUGGCCUGGAACAGCUGGAAAGAGAACUUACCUAUGAGAAACUUAUAGAGUGGAUAAAUCCAGAAAUGAUGGACUAUACUAAAGUGGACGUGUUUUUACCCAGAUUUAAGUUGGAACAAGGUUAUGAUCUGAAGCCUGUUCUGAAGAGCAUGGGAAUGGCUGAUGCAUUUGACAGCAAGAAGGUGGAUUUAUCUGGAAUGUCAGCCAGCAAUGACCUAGUUCUGUCUGAGGUUGUUCACAAGUCCUUUGUGGAGGUAAAUGAAGAAGGCACGGAGGCAGCAGCUGCUACUGGAGUAAUCCUCGUUGGGUGUUGCUUACAGAUUCCACCACAAUUCACUGCUGACCAUCCUUUCCUCUUCUUUAUCCGGCACAACAAAACUGGCAACAUUCUGUUCUAUGGCAGAUUUUGUUCCCCCUAAAACAAAAAACAAAAAAAAUGCAGCCCUUAACACAGUAAAAUUAUUUCCAUUUGACUAUCUUGCGAUUUUUUCACUCUCUAAGCAACAAGCUUUGUACAGAUGCUGUACGUUACAUGGUGCAACCCUAAACACCCUUCUCUCUUGUGCCUGAAGUAGCUUUUUGUAGUCCUCUAUUCAAAUUUAAGAAACGGUUUUAAAUAACAGGAUCAUUUAGGAAUGUCUGUUCCAAGUGGUAAGACUUAAAAUGGCAUUUGCCAUAGUUCACUGUGUAUUCACCCUUUGUAUUCUGUAUACCUAAAUAAAUACUGAUUUCUUUA
Messenger RNA from Mauremys mutica (yellowpond turtle), 1588 nucleotides. Its product is annotated as serpin B6-like. Gene Ontology annotation, molecular function: serine-type endopeptidase inhibitor activity. The transcript has 7 exons. Lineage: Eukaryota; Metazoa; Chordata; Testudines; Geoemydidae. Gene Ontology annotation, biological process: negative regulation of endopeptidase activity. The coding region runs from base 132 to 1271 and encodes 379 amino acids. Gene Ontology annotation, cellular component: cytoplasm. The record is from RefSeq and is a predicted model, not a curated record.